Bolinopsis microptera is the source of this 2724-nucleotide messenger RNA. RefSeq names its product fatty acyl-CoA reductase 1-like. Gene Ontology annotation, molecular function: alcohol-forming very long-chain fatty acyl-CoA reductase (NADP+) activity. The transcript is spliced from 16 exons. The record is from RefSeq and is a predicted model, not a curated record. The coding region runs from base 42 to 1553 and encodes 503 amino acids. NCBI's taxonomy places the organism in Eukaryota, Metazoa, Ctenophora, Tentaculata, Lobata, Bolinopsidae. Gene Ontology annotation, biological process: long-chain fatty-acyl-CoA metabolic process. Gene Ontology annotation, cellular component: peroxisome.
AUAACAAAUAAUUUGAGCCUAGUAGGUUGUCAGUAGCAGUGAUGGACGUGGAAAGUUCCCAGGUUAGCCGUUUCUAUGCUGGUAAAAACAUCUUCCUCACUGGAGGAACUGGUUUCCUCGGAAAAUGUUUCAUUGAGAAGGUUUUGAGGUCGUGUCCAGAUGUGGGAACUAUCUACAUGUUGUGUCGAGGGAAGAGGGGAAAAUCCCCCGAGGAGCGCAUGACAUCCUUAUUCAGUGAGAUGCUGUUCGAUAACGUCAGAGCAGCAAACCCUGACGUUUUUCAGAAAGUUGUUCCUGUUAUUGGCGAUGUUAUGGAAAAAAAUCUGGGUAUCAGUGAGGAGGAUGAAAAGUUAAUCACAGAGAAUGUUAACAUUAUGAUUCACAGCGCAGCAACCAUCCGUUUUGAUGAGCAUAUCAAGUUAUCUCUACAGUUGAACGUUGGAGGAACAGUUAAAAUGGUGGAACUAGCACGGAGGGUCAAGAAUCUCAUAUCGUUUGUCCACGUAUCAACAGCCUAUGCUAACUGUAACAUAGCUGAUAUAGAGGAAGUGUACUACGAGAUGGGGGAGGAGUACAGCCCUCUCAAACUCCUGGAACUAUGCGAUUGGAUGGACGAGGACGUGAUAGCGUCAAUGACAGAGACCCUCCUCCGAGACCGUCCUAACACUUACUGUCUAACCAAAGCUGUGACUGAGGAAUACUUGUUUAAACAUGCCAAGGACAUCCCUCUGGGCAUAUUUAGACCUAGCAUUAUUGGUGCCAGCUGGCAGGAACCAGCCCCGGGUUGGAUUGACAACUUUAAUGGACCCAGUGGCCUCUUUAUUGCAGUUGGUAAGGGAGUUUUGAGGAUACUGGAGGGUGAUGUUAACAAGGUUGCUGAUAUUAUCCCUAUAGAUUACUGUGUUAACAUGCUCAUCUGCGUGGGAUGGUACACUUCUAUCAUAACGAAGCAGGUGGAAACGCCUCUUAUCUACCAUUGUACGUCUGGUAGCAAGAAGCCAUACACUUGGCUACAGCUAGGAACUUUGAUGUUAGAAUUUUUCCAAAGUAAAGAGCCUUACAACGAAGUAUUCAGACGACCUGACGUAAACUUUGCCACCAAUAAGUUAGAGUUGGAGUACUGGAAGAUGAUAUCUCACUGGGUACCAGCCUACAUAGCUGACGGCCUCGCUAAAAUAACCGGAAACAAGGCCAUUAUGUUGAGGGCCUAUGAUAAGGUUCACCGGGCCAGUAAAACAUUCACAUUCUUCACCAAGCGGGAAUGGACCUGGACGGACGGGAACUGUAACAUGCUGAUGGGAAAGAUGUCUGAUAUUGACAAAAGUAUUUACAGCUUUAACGUCCAUGAUAUUAUCUGGGAAGAUUAUUAUCCUAACUACUUUAGAGGUACAAAGAAAUACAUACUAAAAGAGGACAUGAGCGACUCUAAGCUGCAAGAAGCUCGAGCUCGACAAGCCAGAUGGCGCUACAUUUACAACAUUGCGGUCCUCGUAUUCAUUUCUUCCCUGCUUUACUUUCUAUAUCCUUUCAUUACUACCCUGCUCACAGGAUAGACUAGGCUCCAAAGAAUUUGGUAUAUAACGGUCAGUGCAGUGACCUUGCUGAUCGGUCGGUUCCUCUACCUCAAAUCACCGGUCUGCAGAAACCUGUGGUUUAAAUUACUUGGCAUCAUAAUGCAGCUGUUACGACAAAUCAGAUUAACCAUCGUUUCUUGAUGAAUGAAAAUCUUAUUAUUCUCUCAAUUUGGUGUAACUUAAGUUAGAUUUUGCUGGUUAUUUCACAGGGAUUUCCAGGAUUGUAUUAUAUUGUGAGUUUUCGGAAUGAUGACGAUGAUGUUGUUGUUUGUCGAGAAUUUUAAACUUCCUUCAAUUUCCAGCUGGGCUGGAAAAAUUAUUCCUCAAAACUUAAUCCCUGUUUAAUUCUUAAGAUAUUGCUAGUUUUCUAUUAUAGCGAGAGUUUGUUAGAAAUAUAAGUGAGAGCUGUUGUUUUAAGUCGUAAGAAAGUUUUCUUAACAGUACCACAUCAACCUUAAAAAAUAGCUGAUUAUUAUUCCUGAUUUUGUUUUUAUUAAUUUGAAACUGAUGAUAUAUAUGGCCAAGAUUGGAAUUCGUUAAGCGUAGGCUCAAAAAUUGUGACAAAGACCGGGCGCCACAUUCGGGAUAACAGCUCCCAAAUUGGGCGUACACAAUGCUUUAGUCAACUAUUCAGAGAUCUUGUAACAGAGAAUUUUCUCACCUUUUCGUGAUGGAAAGAGCUCAAAGCUGUUAUUGUAGGGUCCAAGUCUGAAGAAAGAUACAAGUCUGAAGAAAGAUACUGAGAUAUUGUUGACAGUAGAUUCCUCGAAUGAGUGAUGAAAGUUAUUAAAAUUAGAUCGACUGGAAUCUUAGUGCAUGCUAUUACUCUGCUGUUAAGCCAAACGUUUGCUUUGGGUCACAAUUUUUGAGCCGCCAGGAAUUUUUGACAAAGCGUAAGACUCGAACUGAACGGUACAUACCUUGAUACCCGCUCUAACUAAACAUACCAGAGUACAUUCCUUGGCCUUGGGAUGUACAGUAUGACGUAUGUACCAGAGUAUGUACCGUUUAGUUAGGAUCAAAAUUGCUGACCAGAGAUACUAUUGUGGAAGUGUCCGGGACUUUGUUUUUGUAAGUUGUUUAUGUUAGUUAACAUUUGUUAUUGUUCUGUUGAUGAUGGUUAGUGACAUUUUUACUGCAGUCAGUAUUA